Dracunculus medinensis (Guinea worm) is the source of this 1347-nucleotide messenger RNA. Lineage: Eukaryota; Metazoa; Nematoda; Chromadorea; Rhabditida; Dracunculidae. The record is from the annotation of a GenBank genome assembly.
AUGAAAUCAUUUUCAUUAAUACUGAUCAAUUCGCUAAAUUAUCAUUAUAAAUCUAUACUUUUUGUCGGCAGAAGAUCUCGUUUUCAGUCUGAAGUUAGCAGCCGUCGAGAAUCUCGACAACGACGUAGAGCAAACCAAGACGAUUUUCGAGCUGUUUCAGCUCCAUAUUACUAUUCCACAUUGCCUCGGUCUUAUCGAGCUCCUAGAUCUUGUCCCGGUGGUUUUGCACAUGAUUUUGAUCGUUUACAUUACGAUAGUAGAUCUUUUAUGUCCGAUUUUCAUCCAGUUAGACACAAUCGUAAUCGUGAGCAAAAAAAAAUUCGUCGAAAUCAGUUCAUAACUUCUGAAUAUGGUAGUGACGAUCCAUCACCAACUAACCAUUAUGCAGCUUAUAAUCCGAAUCUAGAUGAUUCGGAUUCUGACUCAUGGCUGGUCGAAGAUGAGAGAAGCUUCCGUAUCAAAGAUCUGGAAAAGCGACUAUUUGAAAAUCGUACAAAAUUAAAAGAAUUCAAAGAGAGAUUAAGAUCGGAACGAGAUCUCAGAUUGACGAACGAGAGAAAUAUGAUUGAAGAAAUUGAGCGGUUAAAACGCGAUAACAAGAAAGAACAAAGGCUUAGAAAAAUUAAUGAUCAAAAACACAUGCAGAUAAUAGCGGACUUGCAAACAAAAUUGGCUCUGUAUGAACGUGGAAAUCAAGUUAUAUCCGAUGGAAAGUUUUUAUUAAAUAACUCGACUCCGAGUUCACAUCUUCUACCUUCGAAUAUCUGCCAGCCAGCUUCAGCUCAUUCAAUAUAUUCAACUCGAGGUAAUCUUGUAGAUCUUACAGAACAUCGUCAAUUUGACCACUUUGCGAACAAUCUCUUUGGUACAUCAAAUUCAUCGCUUAUUGUGAAUCAUUGUCCGCCAUUUCAUCCAAGUGCACCAGUAACAACUAAUUCUCAUCAGAUGGUUCCAAUGUUAAACCGACCAUCUACAUCAAAUCAAUAUGUUUGUAAAACUAUCGAUCAGCAUACAGUUCCAUCUCAAAAACAUUUCAAUGUACACCCUCGCAGUCAGAAUCUUUUUUCAACUCCUCCAUCACUAAUAUCUCCCGACGAGCUUAAAAAACGAAUCAACCAGUUGAAGUUGGUUGAUCAUUCAAAGAAUUUCGGUGCCAAUGAAUCUUUUGAUGCAGAAAUUCCACGCACUCAUAAUCAAUCGUCAUCUACUUCAGGUUCGCUUGAUUUUGUUUCAACGACAUUAUUGAAAAGUGAUGAUUCCGAUACGGGUUAUAUCACUACAACUGAAUAUCAGCAAAAUGUUUCUAACAGUGAAAAGAAUAUUCAAAAUGAAAGAAGAAAUUUGUAA